GGAAACUUCUGGUCUCCCGGUUUGCUCCGAGUAUCUCGCAGUGAGAGUCUCGGCGCGUGAUCGAGUACUUGUCAGGAGUACAGCUUCCGCUACCGCCGGUUUAGAACGUUGAGUAGUAUCACGUGGCCGCGUGGUGAAGAUCACUGUCAGCAGCAGCAAUCCGCGCCUUCAUCUAUUCUUCGUAUCUAUAUCCCUCCAUCAAAAUCUUCCAAAAGGAAGAAAUUUCUUCGCAUCUUCAACGAGACACGAGAUUUGACAGUCAACAAGACCUGCUGUACAAAUCAAACAAAAACACGAUAAAAACCGAAAAGACAAACACAUCGUAACUACGAUAACCAAAUGACCGAUGUAAAUAUGAGUGAGCACUGUGAUUUAACUUCCGACAUAAACAUGGCCACGGAAUACGAGGAUUCGUCGGACACAACAAUCGUGGAAACGUCGAAAAGCGAUUGCGACUGCUCGGAACUGAAAUUGCUGCAAUCGAUGGUGGUGCAAAGCUCAUUGAGUCAGGCAGCGCUGAAACUCGCGGACAAGUUUCUCUGGACCGUGGAGAAGUGCGCGGAAUGGAGUCUACCUGGUCAGAAGUUCGUUGCUUUAGACGAAAAUGGAAAAGCCUCGGAAAAAUUGGAACUCGUGAGACCGUUGCCGUGGAUCUUAUUCCUGCCGAGUUUGGUGAUGCUGCGUACGAUCAGGAUAACGAUGAACAUAGGCGCCUUCGUCACGGGUCGCUCCCAAGUCACGCCGAGUGGAAUAGUAAAAUUCGUGCAGCUAAGUCGCAGACGACUGAAUGACAUAAGGAAUAAUGGAGCGAGGGAGAAACGGGACAAGGAUGAGAAAUUGUCGAUGUACGAGGCCAGGAAAGCCCUCAUCAGAUCCAUUCGUCUGACCUUGUCGAGUCUGUCCUGUCUGGACACGUCCAAACCCACCCCGUCGCCACCACCCACUAAAAUUCACGUUAGUAGCGCCCUCGAUCCCAAUGCAGAGACGACAACAUCGGAAGAAAAAUCAGUGACCGAAUCAACAGAUGCUACAGAGAAGGCAGAACACUUGAUAAGUGAUAUCGAAUCGGAGGAGGAUGAAAAGGAUGAAAUGGAGGAUGAGCAGGAAGAGACGGAGACUCUGGAAGAGAAGGAAACUCUGGAAGAGAAGAUCAAUCGACUUGCCUUGGAGAGCAGCGACGAAGAUGAGACUUUCGAUCCGGCCAAUUGCAGCGUUUCGAGCAACGAGAGCGGCAACGAGGACAACGAGGACAAUGACGACGAGGUCGGCAAGGACGACAGUAACGUGUCCUCGAGCGAGCUUCGCGAUAUCAUCGAAGACAGGGAGACGAUGAAAAAUGAAAUCGAGCGUUUUCAGGAUGCCGAACGAGCAUCCUCCGACCAGAGAUCGCCGAUCGAGGAGAGCCGCGAUAAGGUAGAGGAGCGCCUCUCUCAGCGUAUCGACUCGCCCACGUGUUAUACACCUGACAGGUCCAGCCAAGAGGGCGAUCCAAUCUUCUACUCGCCGAUCAGCUCGGACAGUGAUACACCGAAGGCGCCGAUCGCCGAGAAACGCGUCUCGAGAGACUCCCUAAAGACGAACGAGUAUGUCAAUGGUGAAAUACAUUUCAUCUCAGCAUCAAUGAUUUCAGAGUCGAAGACGUCCGGAGAGACCAACAAUGGCACGGUCGUGGAGAAACGUAGCACAAACGUGAGUAAAUGUCACAAGGGUAAACGCACGAGUCACGGCAAUCGCAGGAAAAAAUAAAAUCAACGGGAGCAAUACAGGGGACCGAGAGAGAAAAGAGGGUGGGAAAGAGAGAAUAAAAAGAGCUUAAAGCCUUCUCUUCGGAAAGAGAGUCGAUUGUUAUCAGUGAUACAAUAUUAUCCCACGUAUCGAACGUCAUCGAUGGUUACGCAAUUAUGUCGAGGGAUUAAGUACGAUUUGGAAUAGAGAUAUAACUCUUUGCUUCGAGCGCAAUCGCUGAGAUAUAAUAAAGAUAUCGGGCUAUCGAUAUACACAUUCUUGUAUAAAAUUUUCGACCUCAUCAAAAAAUUGCCGAGUUAUCUUCUCAGUUGCUCGGUAAUUAUUGUUUUGUGGGGGAGAAAAAAAUUAUUCAACGAUUCAGGAAUGUUUUGUCGAAUUUUUCGACGUUUUGCGAUGUUUCUCUAAAAAAAAAAGGAACCGAUCCAAAGUUGUUAUUAUCAAUCUCGCCUUUUCUCUUUCGAGAAUAAUUACAAAUUGCGCAAGAAACGAAAGAGGAAAAGGAUAAAAAUCGUUUGAAAUUUGGGAUAAGAUGAUAUUGAUGAGGGAAUCGAAUUAAUUGGACCAUCGGUCGAUUAGACGAGCAACCCGGAGUGAAUUCCUGAUUAUUUUCACGCGAACCUUCGAUCCAACGAUAAACUUCACUCCGUUUCUAGAUGGAAACUUUGUCUAGACAAGCGACAACAAACACGACUGCAUCUAAAUCGUGGCCAUGCGUUCAAAGUACGCGUCGAACAUUAUUAUCGUACUUACUUACUUAGACGCAACAACGCGUCUAUCUCCGAACGAUUACAUAAUUGCUGAUGGUAAAUUGUACGUAUUUUGUUUCUUCGAUACGGUAAUGGCAAAAAUGCAACGUGUACGAAAAUGUGACUAAAGUCUGCGUGUUAUCUUUAAAACUGCUGCUUCAACUGGUUUGCUCGGAUAUACACAACGCUUAUUUAUGUAAUAACAUCCGUGCAGAAAUGAUAUUAUUAUGUCUUACAUAUUCCAGAGUCGUUAAUCGCGACUGUAAAAUGAAUUUUAAUUUUGAUCAACAUGCAGGAUGAUAUUUUUUUUGUACGAUAUGUGCAAACUUUUUUUAUCUUUUUUUUUUAUACUAUAAAAAAAGGACUGCGAAGUAAAUGAGAAAAUGAUUCAUAUAUUUCCCGGCCUCCACUCUUUGUCAUUUUCUACAUUUAUUUCGUUAUGUAAAAACAAAAGUUUGCAACAUUCCUACAUUAGUUAAAGCAUAAUCGUCUAACUUUUUAAUUUUAAUAUUUAAAUUAUAAUUGUAUGUCUUCUUCUGGCGAUAUAACAAUAUAUUUUUUUCUUAAACAAUCGCACUUUCGAAUACCGAUAAUGUCAAACUAUUUGUCGAAACUAUUCAUUCACACGUUUCAUUCUCUAUUGUCUCUAUUUAUUCCGAUUCAAUCUGAUUUUGAUUACGAAGAUAUAAGAAAUGCGCGCGCAGACUUGGAAGCGGUGUAAUUUAUAAUCUUAUAAUUUAUUACAUAAUCUUUUUAUUAUAAUUUAAUUAUAAUUACUAUUUUUUCCUUUUUCCUCGCGAAUGUAUAAUAAUGUUACCGAGAUUGUUUUAUAUUGCGCGUUAUAUCUCGUUAAGAAAAAAACUGUAUACUUGUUCUUACGAUAAUAAAUUAUUCGAUCAUAAUUA
This is a messenger RNA of Nylanderia fulva, 3397 nucleotides long. RefSeq lists its product as uncharacterized. Lineage: Eukaryota; Metazoa; Arthropoda; Insecta; Hymenoptera; Formicidae. The record is from RefSeq and is a predicted model, not a curated record.